UAGUUAUUAACACAGCGCUGUGUGAACUUCGUCUUCGUUGAAACUUAAUUCAGUCAAAAUGGAUUAUGAAGCAAGCUUCAGUUCAGAAUACUCCGAUUCAGAAUCAGAAAAUGAGUACGACCUUUGUUGUAGAGAUGAAUCUAAUUCUUGUGGACUACCGUUCGAUCCUACGUCCCUUGAAAAUAUUAUUUUGUCUAUCAGCGACCAAUUUAAUUUUCGAAUACUCUUAAAUGAUGGCAGAGCGAAAAGCGCUCUCCUUGUUACUACGGGAUUAACACUAGCUGGAACUUUGAUCGGAAAGCAUUAUGGAGGCAAGAUUGGUGCAGCUGUAGGAGGCGCAGUUGGUGGUGUUUGUGGUAUUGGAGUAGUUGCUGUGUCGAUGCGUGAUAUAUGGAAGGAUAUACGAGAUAAAUUGUCGGAAUUAUUCGAUAUCGUCUACGAUUAUCUGGCGGGUCUGGGAAUCGACGAUUACAAGAAAGCUGCAAAAUUUUUGAUGCAACACAGCGGCGAUAGCUCACAACUCGCUAUGGUUGUCCUUCAAGUUACUUCGGAUAUUCUUGGAAAAAAAGUUUUGUCUAGUUUGACUGUAGGUUAAGGUUUUACAUAUAUUCAUGUUUAGUUUUGUUUUGGUAAAUAAUUUCUGUUUACAUGACUUUUACAUACGUUUUACUACUGAUUUGUAGACAUUUUAUGACACUUGUGUUUCGACCAUCAUUGUAUAUGACUGAAGUAGGACACGACAUAAACGAUUAAGUAAAUGUGAAUAUAAUUUAAUAUUUAUUCUAGAUAUAAGAUAGAACAAGAAACUAAUUUUUUUCGGACAAUUUCAAGUAAUAUUUAUUACUCUAUCUAUUUUUCCUUGUCUAUAUUUUCUACUAACACUUUCUCUUCCUUCAGAAUAUUUUCUCUCUUAAAUAAUAUUUUUUAAAUAUACUAAUAAUUAAUAUAGUAU
Nymphalis io (European peacock) is the source of this 952-nucleotide messenger RNA. RefSeq lists its product as uncharacterized. The transcript is spliced from 2 exons. Bases 59 to 595 code for a protein of 178 amino acids. Lineage: Eukaryota; Metazoa; Arthropoda; Insecta; Lepidoptera; Nymphalidae. The record is from RefSeq and is a predicted model, not a curated record.